Sitodiplosis mosellana (orange wheat blossom midge) is the source of this 4993-nucleotide messenger RNA. RefSeq names its product rho GTPase-activating protein 21-A (gene RhoGAP19D). Bases 990 to 4706 code for a protein of 1238 amino acids. NCBI's taxonomy places the organism in Eukaryota, Metazoa, Arthropoda, Insecta, Diptera, Cecidomyiidae. Gene Ontology annotation, biological process: signal transduction. Gene Ontology annotation, molecular function: protein binding. The transcript has 15 exons. The record is from RefSeq and is a predicted model, not a curated record.
GUCAGUAGUAUUUUGAAUGACUGAAUGCGAGCUUGCAAACUGAGCGAACAACAAACAGCGAAUAAUUAAAACUAUGCAUUCCGAAUUUGCGUCUAUUUAGUUUGUAGUUUGUUUGUUUAUUUUUUUUUUUGUAAAAAUUGAAAUCUAUUUUUUCCGUUGGAUUAUUCGUUAAAUUAUUUGUGCCUAAAAUUUAUUUUGUGUAUAGUUUCGGUAUCGAUUGGAAUAAUCUAGUGAAGUGUUUUUUUUUGGUGAAAGUGAAACAGAGGCAAAUUAUCCAGUUGAAUGGUUCAAAAACCUUACGACAACAGCAACGACGGAGAAAAGCCCAAAAAAAACGUUAGUAUUUGUGUGUAAUGAAAUUAGGCCUAUUUCACUUCAAGAGUGAGAGAAAGAGCGCGCGUCUGUGUUAGUGUGAUUGAGUGUAUGCGAUGUGAACGCACUCAGUUUUCGACCAUGUUUUUUUUACUCUCCUCUUCUUCUCGUUGUCGUUGGGAUCUAUUUUUGUUUUGACUUUGCGUCGUCUGCUUUGAAACAAUCACAAGACCGAGAAGUGAAAAAACAGACACAAGCACUCGACCGCUUACCACAUUGCCCGUGUGUUUGUAUUAUUCAUCGCGUGUAUUUCGCCAUUCGAAUCGAAUCGAAUCGCAUGCAAACAUACACAAACAAACCCAUUAAGCGCAUAAAUAUUUAUAUUUGCAUUUAUCUCAGUCGUUUCUCUACAUACGGAAGGCAGAAAGAAGCGCGCGCGCCUUCGUAGUUGUGCAAAGAGUGUGAGUGAUGUUUUAAAUACAUGCGAUUUCCUAAAUUGUCAUGCUGCCUUGUGAGAUAGAAGACAAGAAAAUAAAAGCAAGAGAAAUAAACCAGUCAUAAAUUGUUGAAUCAAUGCACGAAAUCCAUAUGAUAUCCGCAACAAUCAUUGAGCUAAAGGCUAAAUUGGAACUAAACCGAAUUUUCGAUUGCAAUAGCAACAAGUCUAUGUGUCACUAAUGAUCCAGCCGAUGUAUCAUCAUCCACAACCAGUCAUUGGUCCAAAGACGGUUGUUUUGUAUCGCAAUACCAAACAUGGCUUUGGAUUCACAUUACGUCAUUUCAUUGUUUAUCCGCCUGAAUCACCAGCAGAACGCAAUGUAGCUGGUAUUUUAAAUAUAACACAGCCGAUGGACACAGUGUUUGUGAAAGAAGUGCGUUUGAAUGGGCCAGCUCAUAAUGGCGGUUUGAGACCUGGCGAUCGUUUGCUUUCGGUUAACGGAAUGCCGGUCGCUGGUACACCCUACGCAAACGUCGUUCGAGCAAUUCAACAAACUCCACACAUUCUGCAAUUGAUUGUCGUGCCAAAAGACUGUGAUAUAUUGCAAACGCUUUUUAGCGAAUCAGCACACAGUCCCGAAUCGAAUCAGAGGCCUUGUAUUUAUGCAAAUCCACAAGAUAUUUCAUUCAAUGGGAUUCAAUCGAAUGCGAAUCACGUUCCAGUUUCGUCUCCCAAUUUGGACAGUGCUUGCAAUAAUGUCGCCGCCUUGAAUUUGCUGCGAAUCAAUCCGAAUGCGAAACACUUGAACGAAAUGGCCCAUCGACAUUCAUUCAAUGAAAGUAUCUACUCUGAACCGUACGGCGGAGGAGGACGAUAUGUGGCUGGCAGCAGUAAUCGGCUCGAUUCAAAUCAUCCGAAUCCAUUAAGUGAAAGUGCAAGUGCUUCAAAUAUUUACAGUGGCAAAGUGGUAACGGCAACACGAAGCCAUCCCCAAUACUUUUUCCCGCAAAAUAGUUUAUCUCAUAGAGAUGUUUAUGCAACGACCUCGUCGGUUGCAUCGAACGGUCUAUCCACCGCCGAUGUUAGUUCAACGCGUUCAAGCGUUUAUAGUGAUAGAACAAUCUUAAACGAACAAACACCACCGAGCACACCGCGUCUGUCGCACGGUGACAACGAACGAACAAUAAUCAAAGCAACCAAUCCAAAUAAUUCAACGGCAUCAAAUGCGUCUGGAUCUCAAGCAAAUUUGCAAUCAAAACCAAUUUUUACAAAUACUGAACAAGUGCAAACACUGCAAUCAAACUCGAGUACAUUAGAUAAAACCUCAUUAGUUGCUGAGAGCAAUUGUGCUGAACAAAAGUCUGAAGAAGGCAACGAAACUACAGCGCCUGUGAUGCGUCGCCAAAAAACGGCCAAUAGUAAUAAUUCCGAGCGAUCAGUCCGUCGGAUUUCAUAUUUGCGCGCUACCGCCAAUGAUAUUUCCCUACAAGAAUCAGAAAAAGUCGGGGAGAGCAUUAACGAAUUCAAGGAAGAAAAAGCUCCAUUGAGCGAUGAACUACAGAUGUUAUCACAAUUUUUCAAACGAAAUUCUACGGUGGAAAAGCUAGCUGAGCCUGAGAUGGAAGGAAAAUUAAACGUGAAAAUAGCAUAUGUUGAAAAUGAGAAGGCGCAAGUCCGUCAGUGGCAUCGAAUAUCAUUUAAACUUCACGGAGAUAAACUCCAAAUCACUAUACUUCAAAAUGAAUCGGAAGAGCCAACUGAUGUAACAGGUACAAUAAACUUGCGACAAUUCCAUGUGACAAAGAGUAGUUCCACAAAGAGAAAAUAUGUGUUCAAACUCACGACCAUAGCACCAGACGCGAAACCAUCAUCACCAUCGCCUGUUGCGAUCCAAAAGCAAAAGACAGAAUUCUUACUUCAAGCUGACGACCAAGCCAGCUUCGAAUUAUGGAAAAGUAAAUUAGAAAAGGUGACGAGACAACUAGAAGAUAAUACCGAGCAAAAGUUACAACUUCCACCGAAGGAGAAAAUCAAUGGCAGCACCUCGACGCUGGAAAAAGAAAUGUCUUCAAAGGCUCGGACGUGGAAAGGUUUAGUAGCACGUCAAUUCCGCCGAAUUCACGGUCAACAGAUGAGUGCCCCGAACUCGGCCAACAAUUCCAUCGACGUACCAAAUGUUGCUUCCAUCGGGGUUCCUUUGUCGGUUUGUCCGAUUUCCGAAAAGAACAAAUACGUGCCUUUUAUUUUGGCACGAUGCACCGAAAUCGUUGAAACACGUGGCUUAGCCAUCGUCGGAAUCUAUCGGAUUCCGGGCAAUACAGCGGCGAUAUCAGCACUUACUGAGCUCGUGAACAAAGGAUUCGAUGAUCAAACACUGAACGAUCCACGAUGGGAAGAUGUAAAUGUUGUGUCUAGCUUACUGAAACUAUUUUUGCGUCGCUUGCCAGAAGCCCUGAUUUCGAACGAUAUGUACAAGCAUUUCAUUGAAGCUGAUAAUCAAACUGGACAAAGAAGAUUAACAGCGCUGAAAGAACUGGUCGACAAUAUUUCGAUUCAGUUUUAUGAAUCGCUAAAGCAUCUAAUGCAUCACUUAUUUUUAGUGAGCCAAAAUUGCCAAAUCAAUCUGAUGGAACCGAAAAAUUUGGCCAUCAUUUUUGGGCCGUCGGUUGUGCGCAGUUGCAACGAAACUCUAGAAAUAGUGGUGAAAGAUAUGAAACAUCAAUGUCGCAUUGUUGAGGCGCUUGUUUCACAUUACGAAUACUUUUUCGAGAAUGGUGAAGUGCCCAAGGUGUGCGAACAACCAGAAGCAAUAACUGCCCCGAAAUCCCAGACGAACCUACUGCUAGAUAAUGUCUCCAAAAUUGAAUCAUACACUGAUCAAAUGGAGAAAACACGUUUUGUAUUCAAAUUUGUGCAAGCAGCUCGAAGUCGAAAGUCAAAGAAGAAGCAAACAUCGUUAUUAUCCUCAAUGACCUCUGACACAAUGUCAAUGGAUAGCAGUAGCACGUCAACGGAAUACCGAGAUUCAUCGAUAACGAAAGUAGAGAAUUUAACCGAUGUUGAUGGCCUACAAAGCAGUUUAUCUGCUGACGAUUCAGCCGAUUUAUUCUGCGAAGAUAGUGGGUCAAUGUCAUUGGCAACGUUAAUUCCAGCAUUGGAAGACAAAUUUUAUGCGUUGCACAAUGGAUCCUUUGAUUCCGAAUCGGGGCAAUGUUUGGAUAACGGUGAUACAACCGAUUCAACGUCACCGCUAACACCGUCGAUGCUACGAAGUCACCAAAUCAUCUCAUUGCAACCGUUGACAAUUGGAGACGAAACAAUUCCAUACGCAGACGAUUCACCGGAUCAGCCCACAAUACCAGCGAUAAAUGACAAACCGAUUGAAACUCAAACACAUAGUUAUCCUUAUGUAACGGUACGUAAUAAGCCAUGGAAUCCAGCCCAUUCAAAUCGAAUAAUUAGCACCAAAGCGUAUCGGAAUCAAGACGCCGUCGAUGCAAAAUCAAUCAAUUCUAUUUCGUCAGAUGACAACGACACAGACGAAUCCAAUACCAGCGAUCACGAAGGCAACCGAACCAUUCGAAUAAACAGCGAAGUGAUUCGAGAAAUGAAUCGCAUUCUCACAACGUUGGAACGCAAAGCAACCAAACUGAAUCGGUCACUUUCACUGAAUAUUAAGUAUCAUCACAAUGAGUGCUGCUGCAACAGCGGCCACAUUUUAUCGAAUAGUAACCACAGUAGUUGCCGAUCGAUCGCAAUGAAUCGGUAUUCGCUGACAAAAGACGAGAAGACUGAUAAAAAUAUCAAUUUAGCGAAGAAGCGCCAAAUUCAAGACAAUAAUCACAAACAACGGCGUUACACGAAUCGACCGAUCAAGCGACGACACACCGUCGGUGGCAUUCACUACGGUUAUAAUAGCAAAGCGCAUCCUGUCGAAGCAACGCCAGCACGAUAACACCAAUACAUAUGCCAAUUCAAACGAAAUCCGUAAUUUUGUAAAACGAAAAAUGAAGUGAAGUACUCGGCGAAUGUUAAAAACGAAAAAAAAACAAACAAAACAAAACUCAUUGAAAAUUAUUCGCUUUUUUUUGUUCACGUUUAUAUAUUUCACAUGGCUUGGUACUUUUUUUUAUAAAUAUUUAUUCGUAAUAUUUAAUUUUUUUAUACGAAUUUGUUUUGUCAAAGGAAGAAAAAUCAAAAAAUAGAUGAAUAAAAAAAAUCAAAAUAUUUUUGCACGUCAAA